AUGACUAGCCAGUUGAAAAACGUCAUUGUCGUGGGAGGCUCCUACGUUGGCCGAGCUACAGCACAGGAACUCGCGCGUGUGAUACCCACAACACACAGGGUGUUGCUAAUUGAACCACAUAGCCAUUUCCAUCAUCUCUUUGCAUUUCCCCGGUUCGCCGUCAUCCCCGGCCACGAGCAUAAAGCAUUUAUCCCAUACAGCGGUGUCUUCAAUUCAGUGCCCAAUAGCUCACUGCAUGUUGUUGUGCAAGCACGCGUACUCUCUAUCCAGCCUAAAUAUGUAAAACUUGAUCGAGAAUGGCAAGGAUCCAAUCAGAUUCCUUUUGAGUUCCUCACCCUGGCGACAGGAACGAAUCUUGCAGAGCCAGGAUCGAUGAAGCAUGAUGACAAAGCAUCUUCAGUUCAAUAUCUGCAAAGCCACCAGCAGAGAGUGAAGGAGGCCAAUUCCAUUCUCAUCGUUGGCGGGGGAGCUGUCGGAGUGCAAAUGGCUACCGACUUGAAAGAAUACUACCCUAAGAAGGAAGUCACCCUCGUACAUUCACGCCCGAACUUAAUGCCGGCUUUCCACUCCGAGAUACAUAACAUAAUCAAGAAGAGAUUUGAUGAACUUGGUGUCAAACUUAUCACAGGAUCUCGAGUGGUGGUACCAUCAGAUGGCUUUAAAAAUGACGGAAGGCAUUCUGAAGUCCAAUUGAAUAACGGCACAAAAUUAACGACAGACUUUGUCAUCUUAGCCACUGGACAGAAGCCGAACAAUAGCCUCGUCAACGAUCUCAUUUCCUCGAAUGGUGAGACCCUCAUCAACCCAGACAAUGGUUUCGUCCGCGUUCGGCCGACCCUGCAGUUCCUGGACAGCAAAUAUCCCAACUUGUUUGCCGUGGGUGAUAUUGCAGAUACUGGAAUGCAUAAGGCUGCCAGACCAGGGGCUGCACAGGCUGCUGUUGCCGCCAAAAAUAUCCAGGCUCUAAUAGAAGGGAGACCGCCCCAGGAACAAUUCAGCUGGAGCCCGGCAGGCAUCCAUCUCUCACUAGGACUGAAAAAGAAUAUCCUCUUCCGCAAUCCCAACGUCCAGGAGGGACAAACUGAGCCUAAUGUGACUUAUCGUGAUGAUGGUCAAGACGAUCUUGGGGUGGAGCGAGUAUGGGAGAGAAUGAAUGUUACCGUGGACGGUCCCAGUCGGUAUCAUCUCUAG
Talaromyces amestolkiae is the source of this 1191-nucleotide messenger RNA. RefSeq lists its product as uncharacterized. The record is from RefSeq and is a predicted model, not a curated record. The coding region runs from base 1 to 1191 and encodes 396 amino acids. Gene Ontology annotation, cellular component: cytoplasm. The transcript is spliced from 7 exons. Gene Ontology annotation, molecular function: electron-transferring-flavoprotein dehydrogenase activity; flavin adenine dinucleotide binding. NCBI's taxonomy places the organism in Eukaryota, Fungi, Ascomycota, Eurotiomycetes, Eurotiales, Trichocomaceae.